Rubroshorea leprosula is the source of this 807-nucleotide messenger RNA. NCBI's taxonomy places the organism in Eukaryota, Viridiplantae, Streptophyta, Magnoliopsida, Malvales, Dipterocarpaceae. The record is from the annotation of a GenBank genome assembly.
AGGUGAAAAAGGGGCAGCACAGUAGCAGCAACAGCAUUAGCAAUGGCAGCCCCAACAAAGCCACUAGUAUCCGAUCUUGUCUCAAGUAUAAGCUCUCUCCCUGCAAAUUAUGUUCGUCCAGAAUCCGAUCGUCCCAAUCUCAGUGAGGUUACUCUUGAUUACUCCAUUCCUCUCAUUGAUCUCCAAGGCCUACAUGGACCUGACCAUUCCAAAGUAAUCAAAGAGAUAGCUGAGGCCUGCAAACACUAUGGCUUCUUUCAGGUUAAGAACCAUGGAGUUCCAAAAGAGGUGAUUGACAAGAUGUUGAGUAUAUCAAGGGAAUUCUACCACUUACCGGAGAGUGAGAGGAUGAAGAAUUACUCCGAUGAUCCUAUGAAAACGACGAGACUCUCCACCAGUUUCAAUGUGAAAACUGAGAAAGAUAGACCGCCAACAACUGGAUGCAAAAGCAGGGCAUUAGUGAAUUGCAGCGAGGAGAGGAUCUCUAUCUCGACUUUCUAUUGCCCAUCACCGGAUGCAGUGAUAGGACCUGCUCAGCAGCUGAUUGACGAGGAUCAUCCUCCUCUCUAUAGGAACUAUUUAUACAGUGAAUAUUACCAGAAAUUCUGGAACAGAGGGCUUAACUCCGAAACAUGUUUGGACAUGUUUAAGAAUUAAUACCUUCAUAAAUCCUAAAGAACCAUGUCUGCUCCUUUUCAACAGAAAUAAGGAAUUUGUUGUAAUUGUUAGUUGUCACCUAGUUUAUCAGAAAAAUCAGUGUCUAGUCUGUCUUGCUUUUAAUUUCCCUAAUAAAAACAGAGGAUUCUC